Messenger RNA from Cynara cardunculus var. scolymus (artichoke), 513 nucleotides. RefSeq names its product phenylalanine ammonia-lyase-like. NCBI's taxonomy places the organism in Eukaryota, Viridiplantae, Streptophyta, Magnoliopsida, Asterales, Asteraceae. Gene Ontology annotation, molecular function: ammonia-lyase activity. The annotation marks the transcript as partial. The transcript has 2 exons. The record is from RefSeq and is a predicted model, not a curated record.
AUAAAAAAAAUGGAUCAAUGUACCAAUGGACAUGCCAACAUCAAUCAUGAUAYGACGGACCCAYUGAAUUGGGGUGUCGCUGCGGCGGCGUUAAGCGGAAGCCACCUGGAGGAGGUGAAGAGAAUGGUCGGGGAGUAUCGGAAUACAGUGGUGAGGUUGGGUGGCGAGACGCUGACUAUUGCCCAGGUAGCCGCGGUCGCCACCACCAACGUUCAGGUUCAGCUGUCGGAAUCCGCUCGUGCCGGAGUUACAGCCAGCAGUGAKUGGGUUAUGGAYAGCAUGAAGAAAGGAGGAGACASCUACGGUGUCACMACCGGUUUCGGUGCCACCUCUCACCGGAGAACCAAGGAAGGUGGUGCUCUUCAACAGGAACUCAUUAGAUUCUUGAACGCCGGAAUCUUUGGCACCGGAGCGGAAUCAGAGCACACGCUGCCGCAAUCCACCACAAGAGCCGCCAUGUUGGUCAGAAUCAACACCCUCCUCCAGGGCUACUCCGGCAUCCGAUUUGAAAUC